Molecule: messenger RNA, 2001 nt
Organism: Nymphaea colorata (pocket water lily)
Lineage: Eukaryota; Viridiplantae; Streptophyta; Magnoliopsida; Nymphaeales; Nymphaeaceae
Product: sodium transporter HKT1-like
Exons: 3
Coding region: 97-1677 (526 amino acids)
Biological process (GO): monoatomic cation transport; transmembrane transport
Cellular component (GO): plasma membrane
Molecular function (GO): monoatomic cation transmembrane transporter activity
Source: RefSeq, a predicted model, not a curated record
UCUCCCAAGCAGAUCUGUGGUCUUUCCUUCUCUGGACCCCAACAUAGAAACUCUCUCUCUUCAACGACCGCCCCAGCACCACCGUGGAAGGAUUGGAUGAAUUAUUACCUGAUGAACUUCCUUUCAUGGUGGUAUUUGCGCACGGCCUAUUUUCAUAAGAGGACCUGUGAUCUCCUGAAGGUGGCGUACACGCUAAUGGCGUGGCACUUGCACCCUUUCUGCCUAUUGCUUCUCUAUUUCAUCUCCAUCUCCCUUCUGGGCUUCAUCGCUCUUGUGCUUUUCGAGCAUGCGAAGCCCGGCAGUUCCACCAGCCUCGGCAAUUUCGACCUCUUCUUUAUGUCCGUGUCGGCGUUGACGUCGUCCAGCCUCGCCUCCGUCAACAUGGAGGACAUGUCCAACUCCCAGUUUUGGGUUCUCAUUUUCCUCAUGUUUGUGGGAGGUGAGGCCUUCCUCUCUGCUGUCACCCUCCUGUUUCAGUGCCUCGACUUUUCGGCCCUCGUCCCGCGGCCGGAAUUGCCCGGCGUGCCGAGGCUCCCCGACACCACGGACGUCGAGAAUGUGGGAGGGGCCGUGACAACAACAAACGUGGCGAUGGAUGACGAAGGGAUGACGAAGCUGGCCAUGAAGUGCCUAGCAAAUGUUGCCUUGGGCUUCUGCAUGUCUGUCAACCUACUUGGCUCUCUAAUGGUGUUUGCUUAUUUCAAAGUGAUUCCCAGUGCUCGGAGGAUUCUCAACCAAAAAGGUCUCAACGUGGUGACUUUCUCAAUUUUCACCACCGUUUCUUCCUUUGCAAACUGCGGCUUCUUCCCAAAUAACGAGAACAUGGUGGUCUUCAGAGAAGACUCUGGCCUGUUGUGGAUGGUUAUCGGUCAGAUUCUUGUUGGGAAUACCCUUUACCCUGUUUGCUUGACCCUCGUCAUAUGGGCACUUAUGAAAUGUUUUCCUAGGAAAGAGCACGAGUACCUGUGGAAGAAAGGCCAUGAAUUGGGGUACUCCCACUUGUUCCCAUGGCGGAGCACCGUUUAUCUCACAAUCUCCGCUGUUGGGUUCACGGUCGUGCAGCUAAUCAUGUUUGGGUUCUUGGAGUGGGAAUCCGUGUCGGGGAUUAGUUUCUACCGCAAGUUCGUCGCCGGGCUUUUCCAGUCUGUCAACGCAAGGCAUGCCGGAGAAAUGGCCUUCGAUCUUUCGGUUUUCUCGCCGGCGCUCUUGGUGGUCUACAUAGUUAUGAUGUAUCUUCCUCCGUAUGUGUUCUUGGUGCCCCUGUCGGCUGUUAAAACAAUAAAGGACAACCACAACGGAAGCAGUAAGAAGAAGAAGAAGAAGAAGGGAGUGGAGUUGAUAAUGCAGUAUUUGCUUCUUCCACAGGUGGCUUACCUCGUUGUCUUUGUGGUGCUGGUCUGCAUCACGGAAAGAAAACAGCUCCGUGCUGACCCCCUCAAUUUCAACGUCUUGAACAUUGUGUUCGAACUUUCCAGCGCCUACGGGAAUGUGGGCCUAACAACAGGCUACAGCUGCCGACGGCUACAAGAGAUCACCGACAGGCCAUGCCGAGACUCAUCGGUGAGCUUCUCCGGGAAAUGGAGCGUGGCGGGCAAAAUUAUAAUCCUCGUCGUCAUGUUCUUUGGAAGAGUCAAAAAAUUCACAGCAGGAGGCAAAGCCUGGGUUACCGUCAUGUAACCCAUCGUUCGAUACAGAUCCUUCGUUUUUUCUAAUAGUUUACACAUAGGUGUCCUAACUUAUGGCAAAUUUAUCAUUAGCCACCUCUUUUUUCAAAUAUUUGGCUUGUAUAAUGCAUUGUCCUUGCAGGGCCCACUUGUAAAAUUAGCCUAAUUCGUGGGACUUGAAGGCGUCGAGCAGUUUAUCUAGAAGUAGCUUGGCCACAAAGCUGGAUGUAAUGACCAGAAAAGCUCGGGUCAUAAAAGAAUUUUUUUUAUAAGGAUAAAAUGCUAAUAAAAAUUUAAAAGUCCAAAAGAGACAUCUAAAAAAUAACUUUCUAAAAUA